Boleophthalmus pectinirostris (great blue-spotted mudskipper) is the source of this 5037-nucleotide messenger RNA. It is a transcript of the gene med14, whose product is annotated as mediator complex subunit 14. Gene Ontology annotation, molecular function: transcription coregulator activity. The record is from RefSeq and is a predicted model, not a curated record. Gene Ontology annotation, cellular component: mediator complex; core mediator complex. Lineage: Eukaryota; Metazoa; Chordata; Actinopteri; Gobiiformes; Gobiidae. Gene Ontology annotation, biological process: regulation of transcription by RNA polymerase II. Bases 243 to 4541 code for a protein of 1432 amino acids. The transcript is spliced from 29 exons.
UUUUCUCUCUUCAGCGUAAUCGAUGCGAUGCCAGCAAAGAUGGCGGCAAAGCGGCGAUGAGUGCUUCAUCUUAAUGUGUUAUAGUUUCGUAUUUACUGAUUUUUCUUUGCUGAAAUCAAAUUGUCGCUUUUAAGUUUGAUCAGUUAAAAUGUGGAGAGUCUGAAAAGUGCGGUGACCUUUGUUUUUACGGCUCAUAUAUUUGUUGUGGCGUCGGGUGUGCAUCGCAGGAUCUUCUUUGUAAAAUGGCCCCAGUGCAGAUCGGGUCAGACGGGCAGCUUGUCCCGUUUGGGGGCCCGGUAGUUUCAGGUCCUCAGCAGCCACCACCCGGGGCACCGGCUGCGCAAGGGGUACGGCUGAGUAUGCUCAUCGACUUUCUGCUCCAGAGAACCUACCAUGAAAUCACCCUGCUGGCGGAGCUAUUACCCAGAAAAACCGACAUGGAAAGAAAAAUAGAAAUUGUACAAUUUGCUAGCCGAACAAGACAACUGUUUGUGAGGCUCCUGGCACUUGUGAAAUGGGCCAGCAAUGCUGGAAAAGUUGAAAAAUGUGCUAUGAUCUCCAGUUUUUUGGACCAGCAGACUAUUUUGUUUGUUGAUACAGCAGACCGGUUGGCAUCAUUAGCCAGAGAUGCUCUGGUACAUGCUCGUUUACCCAGCUUUGCUAUUCCUUUUGCAAUAGAUGUUCUGACCACAGGAUCAUACCCACGCCUACCUACAUGCAUUCGGGAUAAAAUAAUUCCUCCAGAUCCAAUAACCAAGACAGAAAAGCAGACAACCCUAAACCAACUUAAUCAGAUAUUACGACACCGCCUUGUCACCACAGAUCUACCUCCACAGCUAGCCAACCUUACUGUUGCAAAUGGACGGGUGAAAUUUCGUGUCGAAGGAGAGUUUGAGGCCACUCUGACUGUGAUGGGAGAUGAUCCAGAUAUUCCUUGGCGACUGCUGAAACUAGACAUUUUGGUUGAAGAUAAGGAAACUGGAGAUGGUCGAGCCUUGGUACAUAGUUUACAGGUGAACUUCAUCCAUGAGCUGGUACAAGCACGCCUGUGUGCAGAUGAGAAACCUCUUCAGGACAUGUACAACUGUUUGCACUCUUUCUGUCUAUCGCUGCAGCUUGAGGUGCUGCACUCUCAAACUCUGAUGCUGAUCAGAGAAAGAUGGGGAGACCUGGUCCAAGAGGAAAAAUAUGUGCCAGCAAAAUUCCUUACCCUUUCUGUUUGGAACCAACAGGUUCUGGGUAGAAAAACUGGAACAGCAUCUGUUCAUAAAGUCACAAUAAGGAUAGAUGAAACUGAUGGAUCAAAGCCACUGCAAAUAUCUCAUGAGCCAUCACUUCCAGCCUGUGAUCCAAAGUUAAUGGAAAGAGCUAUGAAGAUUGAUCAUCUGUCAGUGGAGAAACUUCUUAUUGACAGUGUCCAUGCCAGGUCACAUCAAAAGUUACAGGAACUUAAGGCAAUCCUCAAGGCUAAUAACCCUUGUGACAACUCGUUCAUUGAAACUGCUUUACCCACAUUAGUAAUUCCUAUUCUGGAGCCCUGUGGUCGCUCCGAGUGCCUUCACAUUUUUGUUGACUUGCAUUCCGGCAUGUUCCAGCCAAUGCUGUAUGGACUGGAUCAGUCCAUACUUGAUGACAUUGAAAAAAACAUCAAUGAUGAUAUGAAGCGUGUCACAUCUUGGCUGCAACAACUGAAAUUCUGGUUAGGUGAGCAGCGUUGUCGUCAGUCUGUGAAGCAUCUCCCCACUGUGUGUACAGAUGUUCUACACCUCUCAAAUUCAUCCUCUCAUCCUGUUGGAGACUUGUCCAAACACAAACUAUUCAUCAAACUGACACGACUGCCGCAAUACUACAUAGUGGUUGAAAUGAAUGAAGUACAAAGCAAUCCUACUUCAUUGCAGUACAAAUACUCUAUACUGUCAGUAACUCAGUUAGAGGGAGAUGAUGGACCUUUGUGUGCACAGCUACUGCAGCAUUUCAAACCUAAUCUUGAACACCUCGUUCAGGACAUCACAACAGGGAAAGGAGCCAGACUGGGCAGUAAAAGAAAAUUGCCUCCAGACCAAGGAGAUUCCGAGCCCAAAAAGCCCAAACGAUCUGGGGAAAUGAGUGCCUUUAACAAAGAACUGGCGCAUCUAGUGGCUAUGUGUGACACCAACAUGCCAUUUAUUGGACUAAGGACCGAACUGUCCAAUAUGGAGAUUCCAAACCAGGGUGUCCAAGUAGAGGGAGAUGGGAGCAGUCACGCAAUACGACUAUUAAAAAUACCUUCUUGUAAUGGUGUGGGUGAGGAGACGAGAAGAGCUCUAGAGCGCUCCCUGCUGGAUUGCACAUUUCGCCUCCAGGGCAGGAAUAACAGAACCUGGGUGGCUGAAUUGAUCUUGGCUAAUUGUCCUCUUAACAGUACGCAGUGCAAAGAACAAGCUUCCACCAGGCAUGUGUACCUGACCUUCGAAAACCCUCUGUCAGAGCCAGUUGGUGGGCGGAAAGUGGUGGAGAUGUUCCUCAAUGACUGGAAUGCUAUCAGUCAACUAUAUCAAUGUGUCCUCAACUUCUCAAGAGCACUGCCUGAAAUGCCACCAUAUCUCAAUAUGUUCUCAGAAGUACGCCUGUAUAAUUACCGUAAACUGGUGCUUUGCUAUGGAAGCACUAAGGGGAGCUCAGUUACCAUUCAAUGGAACUCAAACAGCCACCGAUUUCACCUGUCUCUGGGAACUGUGGGUCCUAAUUCUGGCUGUUCAAACUGUCACAAUAUCAUUCUCCACCAACUACAAGAGAUGUUCAAUAAAAAUCCAAAUGUGAUGCAGCUUCUACAGGUCCUUCAUGACACACUAGGUCCCCUGAAUGCAAUAAACAAACUACCAACAGUUCCCAUGCUUGGCCUAACCCAGCGCACAAACACUGCCUACCAGUGCUUCUCUAUUUUGCCCCAAUCUCCUACACACAUCCGCCUGGCAUUUAGAAAUAUGUACUGCAUUGACAUCUACUGCCGCAGUCGUGGUGUUGUGGCCAUUAGGGAUGGAGCCUAUAGCCUUUUUGACAACACUAAAAUUGUAGAAGGAUUCUAUCCUGCUCCAGGUCUCAAGACGUUUUUGAACAUGUUUGUAGACAGUAACCAAGAUGCCCGCAGACGUUCAGUCAAUGAAGAUGAUAACCCUCCCUCUCCAGUUGGACCAGAUGUCAUGGAGACUUUAAUGAACCAGUUCCAGCCACAGCCACAAACCAUGAGGCCAGCACCAGGAGGCGUAUAUCCGUCCCUCACAUCACCUCCUCCAAAUUACCACACCAAUGUCACUCCGUCUCCAUCCAUGAUGCCCACUCAAUCCCCAGGGAACAUCCAUGCUUCUGGCUCCCCUAGUGGGGCUCUUAGGGCACCCUCUCCUUUUGGACCUACCCCCUCUCCAUCCUCUCUUGGCAUAGCCAUGGGCCAGACCAGCUUUGCCAGUCCCCACGGUACUCUAGAUCCCAGCUCGCCAUAUCCAAUGGUGUCUCCCAGCCCUAGAGGUCAGUGGCCUGGCUCACCCCAGGUCUCGGGGCCUUCUCCUGGUGCCCGAAUUCCUGGCAUGUCCCCUGGUAACCCAUCACUGCACUCUCCAAUUCCUGAUCCUCAUUCUCCACGUGCUGGUACAAGUUCCCAGAUAAUGCCUUCAAGUAUGCCGCCUCCACGCACUCUACCUCAGCGCCCCUGGGCUGCCUCCAUACCCACUAUCCUCACCCACAACGCCUUGCAUGUGCUCCUACUCCCAUCGCCCACUCCCUGCCUAGUGCCCGGCCUGGCAGGAAGCUACCUCUGCUCCCCUCUGGAGCGCUUCCUAGGUUCAGUCAUCAUGAGACGACACCUACAGAGAAUAAUUCAGCAAGAACCCAAUUUAACCAUUGUAAACUCCAAUGAGCCUGGAGUCAUCAUGUUCAAGACAGAUGUGCUGAAGUGUCGUGUGGCUCUAAAUCCUAAGAAUUACCAGACAUUACAAUUGAAAGUCACCCCAGAAAAUGCUGGUCCCUGGUCCCAAGAAGAGCUUCAGGUGUUGGAGAAGUUCUUUGAGACAAGGGUUGCCGGACCUCCCUUUAAAUACAACACACUGAAUGCCUUCACAAAGCUUCUUGGUGCUCCUACACAUAUUCUUAGAGACUGUGUUCGCAUCAUGAAGCAUGAACUGUUCCCAGACCAAGCCAACCAGUUAAAAUGGAAUGUCCAGUUUUGUCUCACCAUCCCACCAAGUGCUCCCCCCAUUGCUCCACCGGGAACCAUUGCUGUGGUCCUCAAGUCCAAAAUGCUUUUCUUUUUACAGCUUACCCAGCGUAUUCCACUGGCCCAGGACCCAGUGAGCAUCAUUGUGCCUAUAGUUUACGACAUGGCCACCGGUCUCACUCAGCAGGCGGACAUCCCCAGACAACACAGUUCAUCUGGAGCUGCAGCACUCAUGGUCUCAAAUAUUCUGAAGAGGUUCAACGAGAUGCAUUCUGCCAGACAAGGGGAGUGCACAAUAUUUUCUUCUGUCCAUGAGCUGAUGGCCACCCUCACGUUACCUCCUGGCACUCGGUAGAUUGCAUGGAAUGUCUGAAUAGUGUCUAAUCCAAAAAAUUGUGAGGAAACCUGUUAUUUUCAGUUUUACAGUUUCUGUAAUGAAACAGUAAAUACAAUGAAUUGUCUUGUUUCAAGUUUAGUUUUUUAUAUCAAACAAAAUCUCAGAGGAUAAGCAUUUGAUGCAAGAUAUUUUCACCCCAGGUGCACUGUAAACAGAAAAAAAUAUGUAUUGAAUUGAGGUUGUUUACAAAAUAUGUACAUUAUUGUAUAUUUGAGAAUGAGAUUUUGCUAGAAAACUUGUCAUUAAUGUUUUUUAUCAGACAGACUAGGACCAGGAUAUAUUUGUAAAUCCACCCUACACUAUUUAAAUGUCUUUACCCCCUGCGUCUGUCUUUUAAUUUGAGGCUUAAGUGUGGCAGAAAAAUAUUGUAUUUUAUUACAUUGUUUUGAACUGCUUAUAAAAAUAUCUUGUACAAAAUGUAAUAAAUAAAACCCGGAGUUGGUUUGUUCUUCCA